AGUUGACAAUGCCCAGAGAGCCGUGUCAACAAAGCUUGGUGUUAAGCUCGCUUGACUGGUUAUUCACAAAGACCAGUGACUCACAGUGUUGGCACACAUUGUGCAGUGUUUUGAAAGUUUAAAAAAUGCACCUUCAGGCUGACAGCGGUGAAUGAAAGUGAGCGAAUAUAAACAGGCAGUAUCCAACGGAAUUUUAAUACCGUAUGAUUCAUAGGGUUAUUCCACAGCAAGGUGUGUGACUUACACACUGCGUUCCGGAACCACAAAAAUAGCCCAGUCGACCGUUCCGUGUUUGCCAGUGUGCGUUGCUUCGUUUUGAGCAGGAAGGUCAUCUGUUCGACUAUCAUGCGUUGGUUGAUGGAAUUCAAAAUGAUGCGUAGCGUCAGAGUGGCUUCAAGUUUACUCCCAGCAAGUAAUGCUCCUCCUGAGACGAACAAAAGCGAUUGUGUUCUUGAACGACAGACAGUGUAUGACGAGGACUGCACUGAUCACCGACAGGAAGAAGAAAUACUCGACACUAUCCAAGAGGUUCCGGAGACUGAGACAGAAAAUGACAGUUCGCCAAACGGAGAAUCCUCUUCUGUCUCUCUGAAAUCCUGUUCAGAACCAUCAUCACAAGUAUGUAAUGAAGAACGAACUCUUUCAACCGAGUGCAAUACAGAAUCCAGUCCAACAAACCCGUCUCACCUCCCACCCUCAACUUCUGCUCCCCUAGUCUCCAAGACCACUGACCACGAGGAUGCCUUGUCAGCGGACGAAGGCAUCCAAACCUCUCCGCCGUUCGAGACGGACGACCCGUGGGAUCAAGAGUCGGGACAGCACGAGAUCACCAUGACGCCUACAAAGAGGAGGUAUUCGAUGUCUGCCGUCAUCCCACGAUCACCAAGGUGCCUGGAUGGUCAAGAAGACGACGGGGGAACUAGCGUGACACUCCGCUCUCCUACAAAGUCCUGGCUCGCUGAGGAGGUGAAAGCGCGGAGAUGGAGAUACCGUAAGAUAAUACCGACAGAUUUCUUGGUCCCAAGAGUUGCUCCUUACCGCAUAUGGACUGGCUGAAGCAACGAACGGAGACAGCCCUGGACAGGAGUGCAGAGAUGCAGAGACGGACGGCAGAACUCUUACGGAACGCUGAGAGCGUGCGCAACCAAGAAGUGUGAAAGAAAAGAGCGAUGUCCGCAUGUAGAAAACGGGAGGGAUCGAACACGGGUUCAUUGUUGUGCCGAUCUGGGAACACUGUCAAUGAUCGCAGAGAUCGUGCAUCGACAAUAUUAUCAUGGUCUUAAAAUACCACUGUGAAAUGUUAUUACAAGCACAUCGGCUAAAACUAAUGUUGGUUUUCAAGCAAAUUAGGUCUAGCCCACAUGAAACUUACAUGAGCUGCAAGUAUUUUAAUUUCAAGCUCUUAGCCACCUAUUGCGGAACAGCUCGGAAAGAAAUUAGAAAGAAACUUGUUCGUAUUCCCUUUUAUGACUUUUCUGUGGUGUGAAGCUAUUUUUGUAAAAAACAAUUUACUGGCUUUUAGGAGAAAUGAAAUAUACACAAUAAGUGCCUUUCUCUCAUUACUUGAAAUAACAACAUUUCUGCCUUUUUUUUGGGGGGGCAUGAUCACCCCCCCCCUCAGCUCUUGUAUAUCCAUGAAAAGAAAUAAUUAUAGUCUUUACCUACAUCACACGUCAUAAGUAACACGACCAUUGACACAGCAUCGAAUUGGGCUUCGGCACUCCUAUUCUCAACUGUGUGUCAUUUCUCCUGGCAUCUGCAGUGAUCAUGGUUUCUUUGAAGAUAUGUUGGUCGUACAUUUUUACUUGUGCCCUGCAAAUCAAGGUACAACUCACCACAAGCCUUGUAUAUAUGUAAACGCAGACAGGCCAUUAUUGAAAUCUUUAAAGCCAGGCUUGAUUUUUCCCAGCUGUUAAAACAUUAUAACACAACACUGAUAUUGUAAGGUCAGAAUAAAUGCAUUCGGGUUUUCUGUUUUUAAUUAGUCAAGGGCGGGACAAAACAAGGUAGCAGCGUCCUCGGUGCACCUUUGCAUUAACUUUGCAUUAAGCAGCUACUCAGAAACAAUUUUCUGAACAAAUUAAAUGGCUCUGUCCAUACAAAACAACCUCCAUUUAAGACACUUAAUAUCUUAACUCUUAAUGAUUAAAAAUAAAAUCCUAAUGGGGGCGGCCCCCCAUCCGGGCUUGUGUUUAAUAAGUUGCCAAGUUGCAAAAAGGCACUUCGUUAUGCAAGUACAACAUGUUUGAGGGAAUUUAUUUAAGAAAGACGAAAACUUGACUUUAGUUGUGUUCACCAACCGCACUGUGUAUAAGUUCUCUGUGAAGGUCUCAAAAGAUUUUUAAAAUUCACCAACUCACAUGGUAUCAAGGGAAAUUCAAAAAGCCGUCUCAGACUCUGCGUAUUGGUGCAUUUAAACAAAUAGCUUUAAUUGAAUUGCAAUAAAUGCCAGUCAUUUUGUUGUAUUACGCAAUAAACUAUUUUUGGACAAAGGCUUAACGAUAUAUGUCUUCACCCCCCCCCCCGAAGGCCUUACCGAGGACAUCAUAUUCACCAAGUGCUCUUUUUUUUUCCAAAGGGGACAAUUAUUUAGUACACCAGAAUCCAGGGACGUGACGAUUGAGAAUUAAACUAAUUCAAUUGAAAGAGAUGGGACGAUUAAAUGUACAUGUAUAUCGAAAUGUUUUUACAUCUACACGCAUAGUUUUGCAAUACGAGUUCAACUUCCGAGUCGUUUAUGGAAAUUGCUGUGGUUUCUUUGGGCGAAAAGUCAGCAUUCACACAACUGAGAAAUCUAGGCAUUUUUAACGGACAGAAUAAUGUAUUUGCCAACCCACUCAAGUUUUACCUGUGUAGUGGGCAAUUGCGUAAAAUUUGUGGCGCCUCUUGCCGACAAGUGUAAGGCCGAUCCUUCAAGUUGUGUUCGUACAUGUAACUGAUAUUUUCUGACAAAACUUGAGGUAUUUUUUCUUACACUUACUCAUCCAGUGAAAAUUUGUUUUGUAGCUCAUGCAGAACAAUACAAAGUUAACAAUCUACGUGUAUGCCCAUAUAAUCAUCUGUGCUUUUGAAUCACGUUUACGCCAUCGAUCUCUGCUCCCCAUUCUGCAUUUGUUUCUCGUUCUAUGGAUAUCCCUCACCUAAAGUUGGCAUAAAACAAGUGGGUUUAUUCCUUAUGUUUUUUUAAUCCAUUAUUCAUUAUCAUUUUUAUUUUCAAGGUUCGUGGUUUAUUCAUUGUCAACAGUAACAUAAUAAUAGAAAAAGUAAAAAACUGACAAUAUAGCUUUUAAUAAUCGCCAACAUUUUUGAAUCCACACUUCGUUUUCCCUAAUCCCGCCUUCGUCUCUGUUCGGUUUCCGCGCGAGUUAAUGUACAGUACAUGCAGUUGGGAAAGCCCACUGUUACCUGAGGUUGGCGGCCUCGCAGUGAGAUAUUGAGGGCGCCGUGAUAUUUUAGUAGUGAGUCUGGCGCACAAGUUGUCACCAUCUGUCAUUUUAAACGUUUACAAUCAAUAUAUUGAAGUUAGGCAGUCUGGAACCCAAACUUACAUACACGUCAACAUGGCGGCCACCAACAGUACAGUCCGAGACAAGCAGAUUGCUGCCUUGAAGCGUAUGCUAAAUCUGAACCUACCGGUAACCAAGACCUCACUCAAUGAACCAACAUGGAAAGUACUGGUAUACGAUCGCUUUGGUCAGGACAUUAUCUCACCGCUGCUGUCUGUACGAGAACUCAGGGAUAUGGGUGUCACUCUUCAUUUACUUCUCCAUUCAGAUCGUGACCCCAUCCCUGAUGUUCCUGCAGUCUAUUUUGUCUUGCCCACCGAGGAGAACGUUCAGCGAAUAUGUCGUGAUUGCCAGAGCCAGUUGUACGAGGCCUUCUAUCUGAAUUUCAUCUCAGCCAUCUCUAGACAGCUGCUUGAAGAGCUGGCUGGCGCGGCACUCCAGUCAAAUACAGUCUCACAGAUAUCUAAGGUUUUCGACCAAUACCUGAAUUUCAUCUCAAUGGAAGAUUUCUUUUUCACAGUCAGACAUCAAAAUAGGGAUACAAUCUCGUACUAUAGUAUGAACAACGCCUAUGUCAAAGACACAGAAAUGGAUGCUAUCAUGGACACCAUAACAGCUAGUCUCUUCUCUGUCUGCGUCACUCUUGGCACAGUGCCAAUCAUCCGAUGCCCCAAGGGAAAUGCAGCUGAGAUGGUGGCAGAGAAACUUGACAAGAAACUACGGGAGAACCUGAGAGAUUCUCGCAACAGCCUCUUCACAACAGACUCCAUGCAGGCGGGACAGUUCAGCUUCCAGCGACCACUAUUAGUCAUCCUAGAUCGCAAUAUGGAUCUAGCUACCCCACUGCAUCAUACGUGGACCUAUCAAGCCUUGGCACACGAUGUUCUGGAUCUUCAGUUGAACCGAGUCGUGAUUGAAGAGACGGUAGAUGUGGGUCACUCCACAACGGGGUCAAGACCCAAGAAAAAGACUAAAUCCUACGACCUCUCGUGUCACGACAAAUUCUGGUCUGGCCAGAAAGGAAAUCCCUUCCCAGAGGUAGCUGAGGCAGUUCAGAGUGAGUUAGAAACCUACCGAGCGUCGGAAGACGAGGUCAAGAAACUCAAGGCUGCCAUGGGUCUUGAAGGAGAAGAUGAAGGAGCCAUCAGCAUGCUGUCAGACAACACGGCCAAACUCACCUCAGCUGUAAGUUCUCUCCCUGAGCUUCUUCAAAAGAAGAAAACAAUUGACAUGCACACCAAUGUAGCCACAGCACUCCUGGACCAAAUCAAGGCUCGUAAGUUGGAUGUUUAUUUUGAGUUGGAGGAGAAGUUGAUGAGUAAACAGUCCCUGGACAAGUCCCUGAUGGACGUGAUCACGGACCCCGAUGCAGGAACGCCAGAUGACAAGAUGAGACUCUUCAUUAUCUUCUUCAUCUGCACUCCGACCAUGAGCGACUCCGAGUUGGACCAGUAUUCCGUUGCAUUGGAGUCUGCAGGGUGUAACCUCUCACCACUACAAUAUGUCAAAAGAUGGAAACACUACACCAAGAUGACAGCCCCUAGCCAGUAUGCAGGCGGAGGUACCAAGACUAUUAGCAUGUUCUCUAAGCUCAUGAGCACCGGUUCCCAGUUCGUCAUGGAGGGCGUCAAGAACUUUGUCGUCAAGAAACAUAACUUACCAGCAACACGGAUUGUCGAUGCUUUGAUGGAGCUCAAAUCUAACCAGGAAACAGAUGAUUAUCGAUACUUUGACCCUAAACUGCUGCGAGUUACAGACAGCUCAGCUAUCCCGAGAAACAAGACCCCAUUUCAAGAUGCCAUCGUCUUCGUGGUCGGAGGCGGCAAUUACAUUGAAUACCAGAACCUGAUAGACUAUGUCAAGAGUAAAUCUAGCACAGCAGGAUCUGGAAAGAAGAUAACUUACGGCUGCAGUGAAUUAUUUAAUGCUGAUCAGUUCUUGAAACAGUUAACACAACUUGGACAGGAGAAGGUCUAAUGGAAGAAUUCCCAGAUCUGUACAGUCCCCAAAGUAGGAAAAAAAAUCAGCCUGUAAUAUACAUUUCAAAUUGUUUGUAGAAUGGUGUAAAAUGGAAUAGAAAGAAAUUCCUAAAGUCAGUGUCAUGAUAACAGUUUGCUUUGCAUGUCACUUGGAAAAGGGUCACAUUUCAUAUUUGGUCUAUAUGUGUGGAACAGAAUCGUUCACAGAAGGGGAGUAUUUGUGACCAAUUAUUCUAAAACCAGUCUGAAGAAUAAUUAGCUUUUAUUUGGAAAAUGAUAACCAGUGUAGACAUCAACAAUGCAAAUUUUACAACAUUCUUUGCUUGUGCCCACCAAAGUGUUUCUACAGACCAAAUGUUUCAAGUUGGAUGUCAUCAAAAACACUGAUUAACAGCAGAGGAUGGCCAAACAUCGGAAUUACUCACUUCAGUCUGGUUUUGGGGGAUGUCUGAUCACAUUUGGGAAAUUCCAAUUGUUUUUGGGGUAGAAGUUUUGGCUGGCUGAACCCAGCUCCCUUCAAGAAGUUACUUGUUCCUGCAAGUGAUAUUUUACGGGAUUUAAAAUGGUUUUGGGUAGUUUUAAUCUAAGCGACCUAACUUGAACAGUUGGAGGGUGUCUUCAUGUGGAUGCUGAACUAGUGUAAUUGGCAUUUGGAUGAAGAAUUUUGCCCAUAAUUAUUCUAAAACUGAUCAAUGACUGAUUGCUCAGUAUUUCAAGAGAAAACCUACCAACUUCCCAGAUUCUUCCAAAUUUACCAGAUUUGUGUAAGAGGAUGUGGCAGGAGUGUGGAAUGUACAGAGUACUGAAAUGAACACAGUACGUGCACAAUUAUGUGUGUAAAACUCAGUAGCGAGGGAACUAGCGUGUGAAUCAACACACCUGCGUACUCUGUUUGUUUACACUACACUUUCCGGUUCAAAAUGACGUCACACGUUGGUACUCCACACCCUAGUCAUUGUUAUUUCUCUGUGUGCUUGACACCCCUUGAAGUGUGUGCUAUUGAAUUCCUGCACGGUGGUAGAUUUUGAAGGCAUUGGGAAGGUUAACAGCAAAAUUGCCUCGGAAAUCAUGGUUGACUGUAAUAUUUUUCAUGCAAGGAGUCUUGGGUGUAUUCUGUCGGUCAACAAUUGGUCACAAACACAGAGUAUGACAGAUCUACACAUGAACAGGCCUGACAUUCCAUCUUGCAGUUCUCACACACAGCCUGCAAGGCCUGUUAUGCACAGACUAGAAACCAGGGACCAUUUGUAUUGGCAAAUAUCUUGUUUUAAUGCUAAGCAGAAACCAGCUGUAAACCUGCUUUAUUGAAGCAGUAUUUUAGCUAGUAAUUUUUUUGCUAAACAAAAUGCUUCCCAAGCUUUAGCUGUGUCUGAAUUUACGUGGCUGUGGCUAGGAAUUAUGCACUACUCUAUCGGUAGUAGCCACAUCCACUACCAUAGACUCGUAUGUAAUUUCAAGCCGCAGCCAAGCAAUUCGGACAUGGCAUUAGCAAGUUUUCACACGUAGCAGCUCUUUGGCCUUUGGUCUUACUUUAUAAUGAGGACAACAUUGGCCCACGGUCUGAAAAUGUGCUUUGCUCUGAGAAAAUUGAAUGCCUCGUAAUUUGAUUGGUGUGGCACACAUGCAAGUGGGCAUUUGGCAUGCAGUACCUCUGUGCUCACAUAAUGGGCCAAGUCAGAAUCAACCGGCUGAGGCUAGGAAUGCAUACAUGUCUGUGGGAAGUGGCUGUAGCCACUAGUCACUAGCCAGUGGCUUACCAUUGGCACAUGUGUGAUUCCUAGCCACAACUUUCUGACAUGACCAUAUUUAGUGGCACCCUGUCAGACUUUAUCAAGGGAAGAAUUUACCAAACUUCCAGAUCUAUCUCAAGCUCCCUUUCAAGAAAUGAAUGCAGUGCUCGGCUAUUCCUGUCAGGUGUGUUAUCAAUAUCACUAUGCGUGUGUGAUUUUCAGGGUGUUAACGUCAAAGCUCUGUGAAUUUUGUUGGACAGCUAACAUGGAAUAGUUAUGCACAGUAACUCACAAUAUGAUGCCGAGUUUUAAUGCCAAAUAAUUGAAGGCUGAAAAUAAACGAACAUGUAUAUUUGUGCACUUGCAUUUUAAUGAA
Molecule: messenger RNA, 7591 nt
Organism: Acanthaster planci (crown-of-thorns starfish)
Lineage: Eukaryota; Metazoa; Echinodermata; Asteroidea; Valvatida; Acanthasteridae
Gene: scfd1
Product: sec1 family domain containing 1
Biological process (GO): vesicle-mediated transport
Source: RefSeq, a predicted model, not a curated record